Leptomonas pyrrhocoris is the source of this 941-nucleotide messenger RNA. Its product is annotated as putative mitochondrial C-8 sterol isomerase-like protein. Lineage: Eukaryota; Euglenozoa; Kinetoplastea; Trypanosomatida; Trypanosomatidae. The record is from RefSeq and is a predicted model, not a curated record. The coding region runs from base 273 to 941 and encodes 222 amino acids. Gene Ontology annotation, cellular component: endoplasmic reticulum. The transcript has a single exon.
GAAAUUCUGAUUUUUGCGAUCAUAUCUUCCUUACGUGUGCCAGCCCACAUCGUUCUUCUUCUUUUUUUGGUUUGUGUGUCUCCGUCAAAUACUAUUAUUUUUUUUUGAUUUCCUUCUUUAUAACUCUACUCUGCAGGGCCUUUCUGUCGCUACUUACCAGCUGCUCUCCUGGAAUACCACUACGCCUUCUACGCGCGAGCGCACAGCGGCCACGGUCCGAACAUAUUUUUUUUUUUGCAGCAACACGACGAACAACAGCAGCGGCAGCGAAAAUGGCUUGCUUUCGUUUAACCGUGAUUGUGGUGAUGAUUGUGGCCGCCAUCGUCGCCUUUUUUGGCUACGUCGAUCAGCCGUCGAACUGGGUGUACGAUCCGGCCCGGCUGCAGGCGAUUGCGCAGGCGAGCAUCGCCAACGCCAAGGCCGCCCACGGCGAGCUCGCGACGGCGAAGCAGAUAACUGAUGAAACGAUCCGCCUGAUGCUGGAGGCCUACCCCAAGACGACGCGGUACACGGGGCACUGGCUGUGGAACAACGCGGGCGGGGCGAUGGGCAGCAUGACGGUGCUGCACUGCUCCUUCUCCGAGUACAUCAUCAUAUUUGGCACGCCGGUCGGCACGGAAGGCCAUACCGGCCGCUAUUUCUGGGCCGAGGAUUUCUUUAACAUUCUGGUGGGCGAGCAGUGGGCGGCGCUGCCGGGUGCGGAGAAGAGGGAGGUCUACCGCCCUGGUGACCAACACUUCUUGCCGCGCGGCGUCGCGAAGCAGUACCGCAUGCCGGAUGAGUGCUGGGCCCUGGAGUACGCCCGUGGCAACAUCGUCUCGAUGCUCUUCUUUGGUUUUGCCGACAUGUUGUCCUCGACCUUGGAUGUGUUAACGACGUGGCACACUGUGGUGGAGAGCGCCGGCAACAUGAUCCCCAAUCUUCUUGCGGGAAAGAUUUAA